This is a messenger RNA of Humulus lupulus (European hop), 2213 nucleotides long. RefSeq lists its product as uncharacterized. Gene Ontology annotation, molecular function: CAAX-protein geranylgeranyltransferase activity; protein farnesyltransferase activity. Gene Ontology annotation, cellular component: protein farnesyltransferase complex; cytoplasm; CAAX-protein geranylgeranyltransferase complex. NCBI's taxonomy places the organism in Eukaryota, Viridiplantae, Streptophyta, Magnoliopsida, Rosales, Cannabaceae. Bases 708 to 1967 code for a protein of 419 amino acids. The transcript is spliced from 14 exons. The record is from RefSeq and is a predicted model, not a curated record. Gene Ontology annotation, biological process: protein geranylgeranylation; protein farnesylation.
UAUACCACUAAUGGAUUGUAGCCGCAGACCCUCACCCUCACCCUCACUCUCGAUCUCUCCGUCGACGCACCCCUCACCCUCACCCUCCCUCUCGAUCUCUCCGUCGCCGCCUCUACCUCAGCCAGCCGAUUGUAGCCGCACCGCCAUCGUCGCCGACCGAAUAGCACAGGCAGAAGGGACGAUUCGCACGGAGCGAAGAGCACAGGCCGAAGUAAGGAGACUUUACCAGGUGGAGUUUCAGUCAAUAAAAAGAGAGUUGAAAAAGGGCUUUCACAACUAAAGCUUAAAACAAUGGCCAUGAGUACUUAUCCCAAAAAAAUCAGAGCUCUAUCUCGCCGUUCUCCUGACUCCGCUACUCUCUCCAUUUCACUGUCAUCUCUUGGUUUUCCGAGGUACUCUUGCUCGUCUUUGGUGUGUGUGGCGUCGUCUCCGGUGGUGGCUGUUCUCUCUUCUUGUUAAAGAGCAAAUUGAAUUUGAAUUAGAAUGAUGAAAUUGCAAAAACACAAUCUUAGGAAUGAUUUACUGAUGCGAGCGACUGAGCGAGGCAGAGGCGUGGGGUACGAGUGCGAGUGCGGGUGCGGGUGCGGGUAGGCUUAACGGCGGUGGCGGUGGCAGUCGACUGGUAACUCGAAGGUGAAGCGGGGAAGAGUUUGAGAGAGUGAAAGCGCAUUUGACGUUGUCGCCUGCUGGCAUUGAGAACACAUAUCAUGAAUGACCAAGAUUCGUCUUCUCAAGUAAAAGCUCUCAAUCUUUUAUUUGAGUUGGAACGUAUUCUGGAAUCCGAUCCUAUAAUAGAUGAAGUGGGGUUUAUUCAUCCAUCCCAAUUUGAUACGCUGAAUGAAGAAGCAUAUCAGUUUGUCCCAUCCUCAGAUGACACUUUUAGCUCUAAGGUGCCUGACGUUGAUGCUUCUAAGCAUGUUAGUGUUGCUAGUUUUUGGAAUAAAGAUCACAAAUUGGGAAUCUCAACGGAGGUUCUUUUUCCAUUAUACCAGACAGCCAAACAUGCAUUCAUGGCUGCAAUUAAACAAUACAAGGCACUGGUAGACAGCUCGUCAAGUCACUCUUCAUCUUCUCAUGGCAAUGUUGAAAAUGAAGUUAUGAAGCAUAGCAGGGCUCUUUUGUUGCUAAGCUGCGAUUUUGGCACUGCGUGGCAUUCCAGGAAACUAGUUGUGUCGAAGAAAUAUCCUCCCUCUGUGUUGGUGUAUGAACUUCACUUGUCAGCACUUGUUCUAUCAUAUGCACCUAAAUGCGAACAUGCUUGGAGUCACAGGCGGUGGGUGAUCAAAUCAAUUGCUGGAAGAUGUCCAACUCUACAAAAUAUUUUGGAAAAAGAAUCUGAGCUGGUGGAGAAAAUAGCUGAGAGAUCAAAAAUGAAUUACCGUGCAUGGAAUCAUCGGAACUGGUUGGUUUCUUAUAUGUCAAAAGAACAGGUACUUCAUGAGCUAAAGAAAACCCGAAACUGGGCAGGCUUGCAUGUUGCUGAUAAUAGUUGCUUCCAUUAUCGCAGACGGCUAAUGCUUAGAAUUUUAGAGGACUCAAAAAUUGGGUCUUUCCAGUACUCUGUUGAUAUAAAUCAAUUGUGGGAGGACGAGCUUGAAUGGAAUGAAAUGCUGAUAAAGCUGUAUGUAGGAAGAGAGGCUCUAUGGCUUCAUCGCCGCUUCCUUGCUCCAAUUCUGUUAAAACGUUUUUCACUUGAUCACACCGACAUCAGGACCAGCAUUCAUAAGGACUCUGAUAAGUUUGUGGAUAAUGAGUUUAAUCUUCUUAGCUUAUGCUCAUCUGUUCCAGAAAGCAGCUUUGAGGACCACAAUGCACAAGCUUUGCAUUGUGCUACAUACAUGUUAUGGUUGCUUAAGUUUAUUGGGGUUGAAUUCCAAGAAAAGCUGAGAGUAGAGAACUUGAAGUCUGUUUUGAGCAAGACAUGCCCAGAAAAGUCCUUCUUAUGGGAUCAUUUAACGGAGAAUUAAAUCAUUAUACCGUAACACUUAUUGGUUUGUUAUAUAAUCAGCAUUUUAAUAUUAAUAUAUUUAUCUCAUCAAAUGAGUUAAAUCUAUUAUGUAAUAAACCAGGUUGUUAUGAGCCAUGAAUAAUUUGUAUUGGUUAGUUAUUAACCGUUUUUUUAAUUAUUACACUCCCCUUUUUGUAAUAAUAAUAAUAAUAAUAUAGUUUUUAUUUUUUAUUGGGUUAAUAUAAAAAAUUUGUUAAAUUAUUUA